AUGAAGGCGCCGCAAGCAGCACAGGUGCCAAAAAAUGCGAAAGGAGGGAUCUUAGUUUGUGAAGAGGAGCUCAAAGCCGCAUUCGAUUUUUUCGAUGUCGAAGGCAAGGGAGUCAUCACCGCCGGCGCAUUGCGAAAGAAACUUGGGGCAUUUCAUCGUUCGUUGAGCGCUAGGGAGGCCCGUGUUCUCAUGAAUAAUAAGGCGGAGAUGACGAUGGACGACCUCAGAGAGGUUCUGCUGGAAAACGAGGUCACAAACUUCGAUCCAGUUGCCGAGGCGUUCAAGGCUUACGACCCUUCUGAAACCGGUUUCAUGGACACGGAGAUCCUCAGGAGCAUAUUUGACAACCUUGGUUUCGGGAAAAUGUCGGACGAAGAUUUAGCCAUUCUCGUCGAGGCUGCUGACGGAGACGGGGACGGCCGCGUAGGAGUAUCAGAUUUUCGAGAAAUGUGUGGUUCUGUGGGCAAACAGGAGGCAAUGGCAACCAAUGCUGACAACCAAGCAGAGGACGCCGACCAAGCAAAGACAAGCUGA
Ectocarpus siliculosus is the source of this 534-nucleotide messenger RNA. The record is from the annotation of a GenBank genome assembly. Lineage: Eukaryota; Phaeophyceae; Ectocarpales; Ectocarpaceae.